Brienomyrus brachyistius is the source of this 7004-nucleotide messenger RNA. RefSeq lists its product as uncharacterized. Lineage: Eukaryota; Metazoa; Chordata; Actinopteri; Osteoglossiformes; Mormyridae. Gene Ontology annotation, molecular function: nerve growth factor receptor binding; growth factor activity. The transcript has 2 exons. The record is from RefSeq and is a predicted model, not a curated record. Gene Ontology annotation, biological process: memory; neuron projection morphogenesis; nerve development. The coding region runs from base 1662 to 3341 and encodes 559 amino acids.
CCUAAUAAAAAAGCGCGCUAUGUUUUUCACACUUGAUUUUCAGAGAAGUCGCGAUUAUCUUUUGCCAGUGUCUUGCUGGAAAUGUCGAGUCAGCACGUUUAACACCGGGACUCCAUCUCGCCAGUGGACAUUUACAGUAACAGCCAUGUGUCGCAGUGUCCAGUGUGUGCAUUGAGGAUUAGUACCCCUUUCAUCGACCCCCACUCUUUCUUUCCAUCUCUUUCAUGGGCGCUAGCUCAGGGCGAAACUGUAACGAUAUACUGUCCUCUUUGUUUCCCUUAUUAUUCAUAAUCCUUUCAUCUUUUAAAACUUUCAGGUGGAAAGAUUUCGCUACAGCAGCCGAUUAUUCGACGUUCAGAGGACCCUGGCAUGGGUAGGUGACAGACUUCACACUGUCGCUGGUAAUGUCGAGGACUGUUACCGUGUCCGUGUUUGAUAUUUUUGUUUGCUUUUGUAAUUUUUCAAUCCAUACUUCAUUUUCCCAGACUCGUGUCUUUCAAUUCCUGGAGGACUUAACCUACUCCUGCACACACAUGUUUUGUCUCACUUAUUCUCACACUAGUCCCGCCUACAUGUAAAACGUUCAAUCUUCCCGACGCAAUAAAUUACCUGGCCGACUUGGGGGGGGGGGCGCGGGAGACACAUUCUGCCACUGCCUGUUUGUUUCGUUAUAUUUGAAGAAAAUAAACAACUUUGCCGGAGUUCUCUUUACAGCUACUUUAUAUGGCUGAUUAAGAUUUACGGGCUUUUCCCCCCGAAUGAAAAUAUCUAGACAACAAUAUGCAGUCUGUAAAGGAAAAAUAACAUGCCGUUCGUUUAUUUUCCUCCUUUCAUUUUGUUACAGUGGAAUUACCGUGAACUGUUAAUUACCCAUAAGAAACGGUUUUGCCCUUAAAGGGUAUGCAUGCUUUGAAGGUGCAGGAACUUGAGACAGCCCUCUUGGCCUUUCGCAUGUUCCCCAUUCUGUCUUGUUUUCCUCUCGUUUUUAACCAUCCUUCUGUCAGUCCCAUAACCUCUUUAAAGUCCUCCCCUCCUUCCUCUGCUCUUCUUUCGCUUGUCGGUCUCAGGAGCGAAGCUUCUCCCAGCCUUCCGACGCCAGUAAAGUCAAAGGACAAUCCGAACUUACUUUUCCUAUCGAAACUUGCUUUAUUUACGGGUCAUCGUUUACGUUUUUGGUUUUUGCCGUGGAGUGACUUCUUUUAAUUUUUCUUUUCUUUUCUUUUUUUUUUAGCGCGCAAUCAUUAAGUUUUCCGAGGGGCGGCAAUAUAUUUUUAAAUCAUAUACCGACAGUUAAGUUACUAGUAUAAUUUACACGCGAAUUGUUUGUAUUCGGAUUUCAGUUAACUGAAAUGGUUAUAUGUUUUUUUAAUAGUUUAUCACUAUAUAAGGUUUGUAUUGAACACGAUAAGCUAUAAAACGUUUUUUUUUUUUUGGAGAGGAGACUGAAAGGUGUUCUUGGAAUUCGCUGUUUUUAGUGUUUAUGACGUGGUUAGACUUAAAGCAAUUACCAGUUAAUGAGAAUGCUUUUGAUCUAAGUUGGCACUGACAAGGGUAUUAAUACCGAUUCUCGGAGUGUCUGCUGGACCACGGAAUCAAUGAGGCACUCGCCGGAAGGACGUGCUGUCCGAAUCUCACCUAAACGUUGAUACGUCUUGGAAGUAAUGCUCUGGCUUCCCUUGGUUGCCAUGGUGUUCGCCUCGGCCCUCCCCUUCCCUGCAAGUCUGUCUCCAAGGCUCAUUACUGCAGCACUAGAGCCUGGAAGAAGUUCUCUUACCCACAGGAGUAAUGUCAGCAGUGACUACUGGCUACAAAAUGAAAGCAUGAGUGAAGGACUGAACAGUAUGAACACAAAACAGGUUUACAAAAAUAAAACUUUUGAGGACUACAGCUCUCAGAGUAAUCAAAGCCUGAGAAAUUCUGGACAUUUAUACAGGCCCUCACGGAAGGACUAUAACAUGACUGUUGUUGGUGAAAACAGUGGGAAACUAAAUGUAAGCAAUGUACAAAAAUUGCAGAAUAAUCAGAGCCAAAUGGCCUACAACAUAUCUUCUUUUUUUAAUCAGAGGGAUUAUAAAUCCCACAGCAAUCAAUCACAAAAGAGCACAUUCAGUGUUAUUCAGAGGCAGAAAAAUGUCCAAAAGAGUGGCAUACAGAAAGACAUGAUUCCUCCAUAUUCACACGUUAAUGGAGGCAAUUUGGGAACCAGUGAUUUUCAGAUCAUUAAAGGGAAACACAGGCUGGAAGAUUAUGUUUCUCUGAGUAACCAGGCACCAGAGGAUUACAAAUCUCAGAAAAGCCCUGCACAAGAAGUCAUUCAGAACAAGGGGCGCCAUUUGUUUAAUACAACAGCUGAAAAAUACAACACAUUGACAAAGGAUAUCAGCAGACAUCGAGAUGCUUCAAUAAAAAAUCAAAUAUCCCAGGACGCCACCAGUCAAGCACAACAAGAACCAAUCGGACACAACGAUGAGCCCAAAAGAAUAGCAGAGAAAGAGAAAAGCCAGGCCAGCUUGGGUGAAGCAAUUGAGAUGGGGGGGCUAGUGGAGGGAGGGAAAUUGGUGGGGGAAGAAGAUCUCCUGUUCUUGGACACACACCCCCGGGUCCUGUUCUCCCCCUCUUCCUCGCCUCCAAACCAUCCGCCUCGUCUCCUCAUGCUUGAGGCCGGACUACUGGCUGAUGGCGAGCGAGAGGAAGAGGAGGAGGAAGAGUGGGAUAGAGAUAAUGAAAACAGGACUGAAUCUGAGCAGGUGGGAGAGGUGGAUCAGUGGAUAGACGCCAUUGAUCAUACACAUAUGGACAUGAGCAAUAAUGUAGAAAAAUACCAAGGUAGUCAUACUGAGAGCAGCCUGCAGAGGCAGCAGUCAGGCCUGUCACCACAUGACACCCAAGGAGGCCCAGAGAGCCAGCAGGACUCUCGGUCAAAAACCCGGCACAGACGCUCUCGGGUCUCUACCCCUAGGGGAUGGGAAAUGUCUGUGUGCGAGGCGGCCAGCGAAUGGGUCAUCGACAAAAAGACUGCCAUCGAUUCCUACGGGAAGAACGUCACUGUGCUACCCGAGAUCCAGACCCUGAUGGGCCCCCUGAAGCAGUACUUCUACGAGACACGAUGCAAGGAGGAUGAGAGGCACGGGAUGAGCCGCGCGGGAGUCAGCAGGAGCCUGGGGAUGGCCGGAGGCAGCUGCCGCGGGGUCGACAGGCGCCAGUGGGUCAGUGAGUGUAAGGCUAAGCAGUCUUACGUCAGGGCUUUAACCAUAGACGUCAACAAGAGAGUGGGCUGGAGGUGGAUCAGGAUCGACUCAUCCUGUGUUUGCGUGCUGCUGUCCCGGGUCAGCAGGAACUAACAGGACAGGGAGCGUGUCUGUCAGCAGGCGAGGAGGAGUAGGGGGAGAACAGGGGACCGUGUCUGCCAGCAGGCAAUGGGGAAGUGGUGGGAGACCAGGGGAGCACGUCUACCAGCAGGCAAGGAGGAGUAGGGGGAGAACAGGGGAGUAAUGGCGCCUAAAUGUUCACAUGUGGCUAAUGUGGAUAAGAAGCACUGUGUCCCGUCCCUCCUGUUAACUCUGCUGCUGCUGAGAGUCUGGCACUUCCUGUGGGCCGGCAUGGCGAAAGGGGCGACUGCCUGCCUGCUCCUUGGGAGGUUGUGUUUUCAGUCGUUUGUCAAUCGUACAUUUUUCACGAAAUGCACGAACCUCACCCUCUCGAGCUGUGAUCCGGGGCUUCCCCAAAUGUCAUCCACAAGCCGGCCCUAGAAUCUGUUGCCAAGCUGACUUCUCAGAGAGUCAUGUGUAUGCUAACUAGUGUUCAUUCAGAUCCGUUCCCCUAAAGUACAGCAAUACAGUACUCUCUGUGUUAACUAUGCCUACUGUCGCUGUGUAUCUCGCUAAGAGUAUGGUUACAAAAGGGGCAGUAAAACAGCUUAUUCUCCCUGGGUCAGUGGCAGCAGACUAAAUGAAUCCAUAGGUUUGAGAGAAGCACUGUGACCCAUCAGUGACCAGAGAAAGAUGUAUUUCCCCAUAGUCUCUUGAAUUUCCAUUCUGUAUCUCCCACACAUCUUUAUCGCUCCUUUACAUGCCAAUCUCUCUUUGUCCCAUUUGACUCCCCACCUUUUAAAUUAGUAUCCUUCCAUCUGAUUGGCUCACCUACGUCUCUACUUGUGAGUCGUCUUUUUUCCGUUCAGCUCCCCCUUUCCCUCCAUAAGUCCUUCAAAAACUUCUAUGCCAGUUUUUAUGUGUCUGUGUAACAUGAAAAACCUCAUAUGAUUUACGAAGCCUGAUGGUGUAAGUAAUCUUAUAUGCAUUUAAACUGUAAUUAUAUAAAAUUAUUCCUUUCAUUUGUGAUUUGUCAUUGUUUUUAGUUUUUUUUUAUUAUAAUAUGUUACAUUUAACCACCUAAAGCAUGCUGUAUUAUUAAUAUAUUUCUUGAUAUGCAUAUGCUACGUACUGUGCAUACCGUAUAUAUGUAUAGAUGGAAUAAGUAGGUAGAUACCUAGGUAGAAGAAUUUAAAAAGGCAGAGUUUACGCCUUUAGCAUGAGAAGUCAGACUUAUACUACUGAACUGGUCAUUUUAUAUUGUGCAAUGCAGUACAUUGGAGAAAUUCACUGAAGUCUAUAUGUGCAGUCAUUUCUAAUCCUGGUCCAUGAGGCACCAUAUUUGUUCAUUUCUGUGGCUAAUGAGCUGUUAACGAACUGGAUUUCAUUGCGAUAAUACUUGAUAUGAUACAUAGCUUAGAAGUUGCUAUACAUUGUGAACGAGUUACCCAAAUGCAAGAAACAUGCACACGUCCUCUUUAUUCAGCAAUUUAUUUUAUCAGUCAUUUACUUUAUUGUUAAAGCGAGUAGUCAUUUGGUUUAAACGUGAUUUUUAAUAAAGGUUACGUUUUAAAUGUAAUUAAAUGUGAUUAAUCUAUGGGUCAAUCAAGCCUAACUAAUUAACAGCUCAUUUGGCAUGAGCACAUAUUAGUAUGUCUGUAUUUAUGUUUCUUUUCAUGUAGAGGACUGCAUGUAUGCGCAUAUUUCUGCAGGAGCCAACUGUCCCAAAGAUUAAGGAUGAUCAUAAAAGCUGUAGGUCCCAAUGCAAAAACAAAUAAACACAUGUAUGACAUGCUAUUUUUAAGGAAUAUUUUUUAAGGAGUAAAGGCACAUUCUUUAUGUAACUGAAAUGUUUAAAUUUAAUCCUUUAAUUAACUUUAUAGAUAAAACAUGGUAUUCAGUUCCAAAAAUGCCAUUUCCAACAAUUCAGUUUCCAUUCAUUUAAUCCAUAGAUGGGAUACAUGGCGAUUUCAUAGAUGUGUGUAACCUCCCACUCAUUAUACAUUGAUUGCUAACUCUUACUAAAAUCUGGCACAUAUGAAUUUCUCCAUGCAUGUGUCAGACUGUACUUAAAAUCAUUUAUUCAUUCCAAUUGGUUAAAUAUCCCGUUCUGCAAGGUUAAGAAGCUAUUUAAAGGUUGUUGAUUAUUUCCCCAUAACUGCAAGACAAACACUGUACUGUGAUAGCUUGAAUAUAGUGUCUUACUUGGGUAAGUCUCCCUGACAUAAGUGAGAUGACGCAUGAUCAGGUGUGAGGUUUUUGGAUGCUAACAUCUUUACCGCAGCACCAUUCCAGCAUGGUUCAUUUCCCUAUAUUCACACAUCCCAUUGUGGUAUCUUACUUUUGUCACACUUCAAUAUCUUUGACCAUCGUCACCUCACACCUCCACACAUGGCGUUCGGAUCCCACCUCCGCUCUGUGUGUGGGUUCUCCCUGUGUGGCUUGGGUUUCCUUCAGGUACUCCAGUGUCCUUCCGCAGUCCAAAGACAUGCAGUUAAACAAACGUUGUACAGUCUCUCAGUUGCCAGUAACAUGUGAUUAUAUGCAAUAUGAUUGACUGGCUUCCUGUGCAGGGUGCACCAGGUCCCCUGUGACUCUGUCCAGGAUAACCAUCCAUCCAUCCAUUUUCCAAACCGCCUAUCCUAUUGGGUCGUGGGGGGUCCGGAGCCUAUCCCGGAAUCAAUGGGCACGAGGCAGGGAACAACCCAGGAUGGGGGGCCAGCCCAUCGCAGGGCACACUCACACACCAUUCACUCACACAUGCACACCUACGGGCAAUUCAGCAACUCCAAUUAGCCUCAGCAUGUUUUUGGACUGUGGGGGGAAACCAGAGUAACCCGGAGGAAACCCCACGACGACACGGGGAGAACAUGCAAACUCCGCACACAUGUGACCCAGGCGGAGACUCGAACCCGGGUCCCAGAGGUGUGAGGCGACAGUGCUAACCACUGCACCACCAUGCCGCCCCCCUCCAGGAUAACCAGUCCAAAUAAAAUAAUGCUGUUUGUAAUUAAAAGCUGACUAAUUUACACAAAUGUCACACGUCAUAUAUAAAUGUUAAAAGGACUUUUUUGGUCCUAGUUCUAACAAAAUUGCUAAUACUUUGGCUAGCCUCAUAUGCCGAUAUACAGUGGUACCUCGACUCACAAACAGGCCUGUUCGCAAACAAAUUGGGUCAUGAACCAGAUGUUUGAAAAUUUUUUGUACCAGUUCGCGAACCGUAUUUCAGGCUGCGAACACACAAACAUCCCCCAAGAGGGUCCGUUGAAAGCGUCCCGAAACACGAAGCAGUGUACAUUAUGCCCAAGAACGGUUGUGGAAAUGUAUAAAAAACUUGUUGUAGAUGUAUGUCUUUACUAUAUCUCUUCCGUGGUCGUAUUAUCUGAAAAAAGAAAAAAAGACAGUAACAGUUACAUAUCUAUACAUAAAAUUACAGUACUUAAUAAAAUAAAUGAUUAAGUAACUCCUAUUUAAGUGAUAUAUUCUCCAUUCACACACAGCGGCAACUGCGUAGUUUGUUUACAGUACAAACAAAUAAGUUCAUCGCCAUACAACGCAUGGCAUCAUGAAAUGUAUAUAAAAAUUUUAGGCAUAUGAAAAUAUUGUACAGUGUAAUAAAAAAAUUACGUUUUCGAAAGUACUGUAUUGUUUUUACUGUUACUCAAUGCUUUAAUGUUAAUUGCUUAGUUUUUUUUU